AUGUAUUUACCCUCUCCCACAUACUCUUUUACCAUCCCUUCACUCCACGAUGAGACUCAACUUGACUGUCGCCUUUAUCUCCCCCAUAAUUCUUCGUUGCAGUUAGAAACUAUACGAGGGGCUAUCAUCGCACACCCAUAUGCUCCUCUCGGUGGGUGCUACGACGAUCCAGUUGUAAAUUUUGUCGGAGGCGAGCUUUUGAAGAGUGGAUACAUCGUGGGCACAUUCAACUUUCGUGGUGCCGGUACUUCCGAGGGACGAACUAGUUGGACCGCGAAGCCCGAAUUGGCAGAUUAUGUUUCCUUCUACGGAUUUAUGCUGUGUUACUUGCAUUCCUUGAGGUCGCAAGAAGUUUCACGGCGAGGGGAUGGAAGUAUCCCUGGUGGGGCCAACGUUGAAGGCCCCGAUGCUCAGUCUACACUUGACCGGGCAGAUAUCCAUCUCAUCCUUGGUGGUUAUUCCUACGGCUCAUUAAUUGCAUCACAUCUUCCUGCACUUGAUGUCGUUGCGGAUCUUUUUAAAAAUAUUAUUGCUGGCACACAGGCACAUGAAAUCCUUCAAACUGCAGUGAAAGUUUCGGCUCUGUUGGAAGCCAACGGCUCAACCCAAGAACGAAACCUGGCAAUAGAAGACCACCUGGCUGUGGAAGAACCGCUGGAUAUCUCAGGAACAACAAUAUCAUACCUUCUCGUGUCACCCCUCUUGCCGCCACUCAAUCUAUUCCUAACAUUCUUCUCAACAAUGUCUCUGGAUAUUGGGGCUCACAGCCCAGCUCAACGGAGGCAGAUUCCAUGUCCCAAGCCAACUCGACAGCUUCACAUCUGCAAGUAA
Molecule: messenger RNA, 831 nt
Organism: Aspergillus caelatus
Lineage: Eukaryota; Fungi; Ascomycota; Eurotiomycetes; Eurotiales; Aspergillaceae
Exons: 3
Coding region: 1-831 (276 amino acids)
Source: RefSeq, a predicted model, not a curated record